AUGAAAAGUAUUUUAUUAAUAUUUGCUUUCAUUAAAAGUAUCAGUUCAUUGACUAUUCAUUACAGUCAAAAACCUUGUUUAUCUUACUUUAGUGUUGAUAAUGUUACUGGUGUUGUUAUUCCUAAAUACUCGUUUAAUUUUAUUAAUCCUUUAAAUAACACACUUGUUCAUAACUAUGAAAAUAAAUACUAUUUAAUUUACAGUAAAUACAAUUCAAUAGACUUUGAACAUAUAAAGAGUAUAGGCAGGAUAUUUGAAUAUCCCUAUGAUAUUGAGAGAGGUAUUAAAAUAAUGAUAAUUGAUAAUGGUAACUAUCAUUCUUUAAGAGACAUCUGUUCAUAUAUAAACUUUAGUGCCCAGUUUAGUAAUAUUACUAUAAGUGGUGUUAUGCUUACUAUUUUAUUAAAAUUUUUAUUUUAUAGAAAAGAAACAAAUUUUUUUAUAUUUUGUUUGUCAUGCAAAAAAUUUUUAUUUAAUCAGUAA
Molecule: messenger RNA, 483 nt
Organism: Hepatospora eriocheir
Lineage: Eukaryota; Fungi; Microsporidia; Hepatosporidae
Source: the annotation of a GenBank genome assembly